Molecule: messenger RNA, 558 nt
Organism: Mesorhabditis spiculigera
Lineage: Eukaryota; Metazoa; Nematoda; Chromadorea; Rhabditida; Rhabditidae
Source: the annotation of a GenBank genome assembly
AUGUACCUUGAACUUCGAAUCCUAUUCUUUCCGUUAUUCGCCGCUGCCUGUUUAAAAACCAUUCCGCGUGAGGCCGUAGCGAUCUCUAAAGUCACGAACAUGCAUAAAAUAAUCCAGGAAAGUACUACGUACAGCGAGUACAGCAAUGACCACACAACAUCCCUUGCCGGGUACGAAAUCCUUAUCACCUCACUCGCCGUUUCAGAUUGCAUCUGUAGCCCGAUUGUGACGGGGCCUCCCUUUGGAAGGGUGCCGGAUGGAAUUGAAGACGUUUGCGCACCAAAUACGGGCUUUCUCGGCUGCAAAAGCAAUUCUAAUUCGCCGGUGGCUGACCGCGAACUCAUGAGAUUUCGUUUAUACGAUGAGUCAGGAAAUACGAUACACGAUUCGGGGCCCUACUGCUCGGCCGAGGCCACAAAGUACGCCACGAAAAGUUGCGAAUGCCGGACGGCGUUCGCCAAAGGAGCUACCAUUAAUGCUCCGUUCUGCAAGGGAGUGAGGACACCCUAUUGGACGUGCACAAAUUACGGCUAUGACCCGGACCGAUGCGGAGAUAUC